GCGGCGGCGGCGGCGGCAUUCACCGGGCGGCGGCGGCGCGGGCUCUGGCACGGGCUUGGGCUCCGGCAUGGUGCAAGCGAGCCUCGUCCCGGGAGAGCGGGGCCCGCGCGCGGGACCGGCGCCCGCGGAGCGGCGGCAGCGGCAGUGGCGGUGGUGGCUGCGGGCACAGACAGGCGGCAGGUGCUAGAAGCUGGGCUGGGCGAGGUGUGUGCCCGCUGGGCUCCCGGGCCGCCGCCCCCUCACUGCCUGAGUCUUUGCCUCCCUCCGUGCUCGCCAGUUCGUCCAGCCCGCUGCCUCCGCGCCCCGGCCCAUGGCGCCCCGUGGUUGAGUCGGCGCCGCCAGGGACCCCUCCCGCGGGCCUCCCCGGGGCGCGCAGAUCUCAGAGCCGCGCGCCCACCCUCCGCGGAGCCUCCCUCCCUGCCUCGCCCGAGCCGGGCGGGACCAUGGCUGCGAAGCUGCGAGCGCAUCAGGUGGACGUGGACCCGGACUUCGCGCCGCAGAGCCGGCCGCGCUCGUGUACCUGGCCUCUGCCGCAGCCGGACUUGGCCGGCGACGAGGACGGGGCGCUGGGCGCAGGAGUGGCCGAGGGCUCCGAGGACUGCGGGCCGGAACGCAGGGCGACGGCCCCAGCGAUGGCCCCAGCGCCGCCGCUGGGCGCGGAGGUCGGACCGUUGCGGAAAGCGAAGAGCUCCCGACGGAACGCGUGGGGGAACCUUUCCUACGCCGACCUCAUCACCAAAGCCAUCGAGAGCGCCCCGGACAAGAGACUCACGCUCUCGCAGAUCUACGACUGGAUGGUCCGCUACGUGCCCUACUUCAAGGAUAAAGGCGACAGCAACAGCUCGGCCGGCUGGAAGGCCUUCCCACAAAGGGUUAACAGUCCUCUCUACCUGCAGUUGCAUUUUAAAGACACGAAAUUAAAGCAGAACUCCAUCCGGCACAACCUGUCGCUGCACACUCGGUUCAUCCGCGUGCAGAACGAGGGGACUGGCAAAAGUUCAUGGUGGAUGCUGAACCCCGAGGGCGGAAAGACGGGCAAGACCCCGAGGCGCCGGGCCGUGUCCAUGGACAACGGAGCCAAGUUCCUGCGCAUCAAGGGCAAGGCGAGCAAGAAGAAGCAGCUGCACCUGCCAGAGCGGAGCCCGGACGACAGCCCUCCGGGCGCACCGGCUCCAGGGCCCAUGUCAGCCUCCGCCAAGUGGGCCGCCAGCCCGGCCUCGCAUGCCAGCGACGACUACGAGGCGUGGGCUGACUUCCGCGGCAGCGGGAGACCCCUGCUCGGGGAGGCUGCCGAGCUGGAGGACGACGAGGCCCUGGAGGCCCUGGCACCCUCCUCGCCACUCAUGUACCCAAGCCCCGCGAGCGCACUGUCGCCCGCCCUGGGCGCGCGCUGCCCGGGCGAGCUGCCGCGUCUAGCCGAGCUGGGAGGUCCGCUGGGCCUGCACGGUGGUGGCGUGGCCGGGCUACCGGACGCCCUGCUGGACGGCGCGCAGGACGCGUACGGGCCGCGGGCACGCGCCGGGACCCCCUCCUACUUUGGCGGCUGCAAGGCGAGCGCCUACGGCGGGGGCGGGGGCUUCGGGCCGCCUGCUCUGGGCUCGCUGCGCCGCCUGCCCAUGCAGACCAUCCAGGAGAACAAGCAGGCCAGCUUCGCGCCGGCCGCCGCGCCCUUCCGCCCCGGGGCGCUGCCCGCGCUGCUGCCGCCGCCUCCGCCCGCGCCGAGGCCCGGUCCGCUGCUGGGCGCGCCCGGGGAGCUGGCGCUGGCGGGCGCGGCCGCCGCUUACCCAGGCAAGGGAGCGGCCCCGUACGCGCCGCCGGCGCCCUCGCGCAGUGCCUUAGCCCACCCCAUCAGCCUUAUGACGCUGCCCGGCGAGGCGGGCGCCGCCGGCUUGGCCCCGCCGGCCCACGCCGCAGCCUUCGGGGGUCCGCCUGGCGGCCUCCUGCUGGACGCGCUACCUGGGCCCUACGCGGCCGCAGCAGCCGGGCCUCUGGGUGCAGGACCGGACCGCUUCCCGGCCGACCUGGACCUCGACAUGUUCAGCGGGAGCCUAGAGUGUGACGUCGAGUCCAUCAUCCUCAACGACUUCAUGGACAGCGACGAAAUGGACUUCAACUUCGACUCAGCCCUGCCUCCGCCUCCCCCAGGCCUGGCUGGGGCGCCGCCCCCUAACCAGAGCUGGGUGCCGGGCUGAGGGCCGCCCCGCGCGGCCUGGGUGCCCCGGUCCUGUUCCCAUGGGGCCUCUGUCUUCCCAUCCCGACCCCCGGGUUCCCACUCCCCCGACCUAGCUCCACUGGAGGAUCCAGGAGGCAACCCCAGCCCAGCUGGAGACAUCCCUCCGAGCUGAGCGCAGAGGGAGGUGGGAAGGAGCGGCUGGGACACCUUGCCAGUCCUGUCCGAACUCCUAAGACCUCCUGCUGGGGCUGGAGGCCUGGGAGAGAUGGCUGAGGUCCGGCUAGGUGGGAGUGGGGAAGAGCAAGGCGGAUGGCCCACUGUGGAUGCUUACCCUGGAAGCCCCCUACGAAGUGGGGAAAGGGCAUUUCUGAAUCUUCAGUUCCUAUUGCUGGGUCCUUUGUGACGCUUAGGCCACCCAACUCCAAUCUGAUUCUCAAAUGACACUUUCCCUCACUGGCCAUAGACCCACCACACGAAGCCAGCAACCCUCUCGUUCACACCUAUCUUGGUCAUCCAUUCCGCUCAGUCCUCUGGUCCUCAGCUACCUACCCUCUGGUUCAGUCUCCCAUCUUAACCAGUCCUGACACCUCCUCUCUCCUGUCAGCCAACCCCACACUCCUUCAGUACUGGUCACAGCCUCUCCAGCGGGCCUCAGUUCCAGAUCCAUCCCCCAAUUCGACACCCCUAGUCCUGGCCCUUCUCUCCCAUAUUUAUAAGUGUCCGGUCGGGGCGGGCGGUGGGCGCGGCGUCCCCGGCGCGUAUCGUAGGCAGUGUACUGUGGCCGUGCCGUCAGCGUGUGCGUGUGCGUGUGUGCCGUGUCGAGGCCGUGUAGAGUGCAUUGUACAGCAUAUUUUCAUGAAUAAAAUUGUUUUAAAUAUU
Messenger RNA from Rattus rattus (black rat), 3052 nucleotides. RefSeq names its product forkhead box O6 (gene Foxo6). The transcript is spliced from 3 exons. Lineage: Eukaryota; Metazoa; Chordata; Mammalia; Rodentia; Muridae. Gene Ontology annotation, cellular component: nucleus. Bases 444 to 2192 code for a protein of 582 amino acids. Gene Ontology annotation, molecular function: DNA-binding transcription factor activity, RNA polymerase II-specific; RNA polymerase II cis-regulatory region sequence-specific DNA binding. The record is from RefSeq and is a predicted model, not a curated record. Gene Ontology annotation, biological process: regulation of transcription by RNA polymerase II.